CCAUCUUGGUCGUCGUCGUUCAAAUGCUAUAGAUAAACUGCCACUCUGCAGCGUGCGCCUGAGGUUCCGUGUCGGAAUGCGCUCGUCUGCUGCGCUCGUGCUGCUCGGCGCGACGCUCUCGUACGCGACGAAGACGCCAUGGACGCGUGUGUGGCGGUACGGCGCCAAGCAGAACGAACCGACGCCCCGCGCUGCCCACAGCAUGGUACUCUGUGACAACGAGACGCUGGUCGUCUAUGGCGGCAUCGGCGACGAAGAAGACAGCGCCAAGGACGACGCGUGGACGUUCAACCUGACGUCGUUUGCAUGGACCAAAGUUGGCGUGGACGGCCCUCGCCCGCACAAGCGCUUCCACCACUCGGCGGCGGUGCGGCGCUCGCCUGCAAGAGAAAUGUACAUCUUUGGCGGCAUGUCCGUGUGGCAAGAGCUACCGUCGCCCAUACUGCACUAUGCGCAGACCCAAGACCUCUGGCGCCUCGAACUCGAUGCCAAUCCGCCCGUCUGGGUGCUUGAGCCUGCGCUGAACGGCCCGAGCAACCGCAGCGAGGCGACCGCGAUCACGUUCAACGAUCGCAUGUAUGUCUUUGGGGGUAUCGAGUACGACACGAGCUCCACAAGCCGGGGGCACUCGCGCUGUUUCAACGAUAUUUGGACGUUUGACUAUACGACCAAGGUCUGGACGCAGCUGCUUUUGCCGGCCAAGCACGUGCCGUCCCCGCGCUUCUCGCACGCCGCAAGCACAAUCACUGUCGACGGCGUCACAUCCAUGCUAAUCUUUGGCGGCCGCCAAUUGACCAAAGACGACGGGUGGGCCCUGCUGGACGACAUUUGGCUCUUUUCGUUCGAGACCCAUGCGUGGACACAAGUGCACGGCACGCCCGCGUUCAAGCGCGCGUACACGACCAUGGUGACGGUCGACAGUGACAUGUGGCUCUUUGGCGGCUACUUCAAGUCGGACUACAGCACAAAUGGCUACGUCUAUGACGACACGGUCCACGCGCGGCUCUCCGGCGCGCACACACAAUUCUCCAAAAACAACGAGACUGAUAUGGACGAGGGAUACCCGAGCGUCCGGUACUUGCAUCGCGCCGUGGCCUGGCAAGGGAAAAUGGUCGUCUUUGGCGGUCGCUUCCAGCACGCUCUGGGCGACAUGUGGAUCCAAGAUCUCGACGCGACCUUGCUGCAUCCGGUCACGGACGUGCACGAGCUCGAGCGUAGCGAUAUGAACUCGCUCUACGUCGCCUGUGUGCUGUUUGCGAUUUUCACUGUGUUUUUCAUUCUCACGCUCGUGCGCUUCCGGCUCCACCACGUGCACGUACGACAACUUCCGACCGCGCCACUGCGCUACGUGCCGCGCGGCGUCUCGAACCAGCGCUUGCUCGAGCUCAAGACGAAAAAGUACCAAGCGGUGGCGUCCACUGACACCAACGCGGACCAAGUCGACUUGUGCCCGAUCUGCCUCGCGGACUUUAUAAGUGAUGACGACGUGCGCGAUCUGCCGUGCAAGCACCUCUUCCAUGUCGCUUGCAUUGACGAGUGGCUGCGCAAAAACAAGACCUGCCCCAUGUGCAAGCUUGACAUUGAGGCCGUGUAAUCGCCAACACGAACAACAAGAUUGCUUUGGA
Saprolegnia diclina VS20 is the source of this 1625-nucleotide messenger RNA. RefSeq lists its product as hypothetical. The transcript is spliced from 11 exons. Bases 77 to 1594 code for a protein of 505 amino acids. Lineage: Eukaryota; Oomycota; Saprolegniomycetes; Saprolegniales; Saprolegniaceae. Gene Ontology annotation, molecular function: zinc ion binding; protein binding. The record is from RefSeq and is a predicted model, not a curated record.